Molecule: messenger RNA, 4350 nt
Organism: Siniperca chuatsi (mandarin fish)
Lineage: Eukaryota; Metazoa; Chordata; Actinopteri; Centrarchiformes; Sinipercidae
Gene: mchr2b
Product: melanin-concentrating hormone receptor 2
Exons: 2
Coding region: 272-1315 (347 amino acids)
Biological process (GO): neuropeptide signaling pathway
Cellular component (GO): neuron projection; membrane
Molecular function (GO): neuropeptide binding; G protein-coupled receptor activity
Source: RefSeq, a predicted model, not a curated record
GUCAGAUCAUAGUUUGCUUCCAGAGAUAAACACGUUCCAGGGGCUGCCAUUGCUCAUGUAGUCAGACUUGAUCAGAUUAUACGUUUCCCUGUUUUAAAUGAUAUCAUAUAAUUUGUUAGGGGGCGCAGGGACGAACUCAAGGAGAGGAUACGCGCUCUUGGAGAGUGCGCGAGUUUGCUGCCCAAGUUUGGAGACCAGACGCCGGCUGGAGAGCGCCCGGUGCGCGCUUUAAUUACAACCACACCGAGGCGAUUAUUAAGAGGAUCUGAAGAUGAAUGGCACGGACAUAUUUUGCAAAAACAACCAAACAGAGAACUUGACAGACACGUCAUGUCUGAACUCAGCUCCCUCACCUUACAGCUACAUCGACAUCACCACUUUCAUGCACAUAUUCCCUUCAAUUUAUGGCAUCCUGUGUUCAGUUGGAGUUAUAGCCAAUGGACUGGUCAUAUACGCCGUGAAAGCAUGCAAGAAGAAAAUGGUAUCAGACAUCUACGUGCUGAACUUGGCAAUAGCCGACAUGUUGUUUUUGCUUGUGAUGCCCUUCAACAUUCACCAGCUGGUCAGAGACAGACAGUGGGUCUUCGGAAACUUUAUGUGUAAAGCGGUUGUGGUGGUGGAUGUCAGCAACCAGUUUACCACAGUGGGAAUUGUUACUGUGUUGUGCAUUGAUCGGUACAUAGCUAUUGUCCACCCCACCUCAGAGAAGAGGACCAUCCAGUGGACCAUCAUCAUCAACCUGCUGGUGUGGCUGGGCAGCUUGCUCCUCACUGUCCCGGUCAUGAUGUACGCCAAGGUUGUGCGCAGACAGCAUUUGGAGGUGUGCAUGAUGUACCUGGAUGGGCCCGAGGACAUGUACUGGUACACUCUCUACCAGUCUAUCCUGGGCUUCAUCAUCCCUCUCAUCAUCAUCAGCACCUUCUACUCACUCACCCUCUACCACGUCUUCAGCUCCAUCCGUCGCGUCAAACGUAAGCAGUCUGUUUGGGCUAAAAGAGCCACCAAGAUGGUCCUCAUGGUCAUCGCCCUGUUCCUGAUCUGCUGGUCGCCCUACCAUGUCAUUCAGGUGAUCAAUCUGAGCAACAACACCCCGACUAUUGCCUUCAUCUAUGCCUACAACAUCAGUAUCUGCCUCAGCUACUCCCACAGCUGCAUCAACCCGCUCAUGUUGCUCAUCUUCGCCCAGAAUUACCGCGAGCGUCUUUGCCACAGAAACGCGCUGCACAGCUCCCAGCUCUCAUCUAAGACCACGGUGGUCAAAACGGACGGUUCAAGUACGACCAAUGAUCCCAACUCCCGCUGUACUGUCAUCUAAUCAGAAAGAUGUCCUUUUGUACACAUGUAAAUGUUUUGCUGCUGGCCUCAAAAGGAAGUAGCUUGAUGAAUGAUGCUGAAAUUGACACCAUACAAAAAACUGGGUGUGAAGCUUGAGCAUCAAUGUCAGCCCUGACUGACUGAAAAAAAACAAAGGCAAUGUCAAAGGUUUUCCACAUAUACAGUGCAAUACUCACUCACUCACUCACUCACUCACUCACAGUCACAGUCACAUAUAAUCAUGCCCAAAAAUAUCAACCACCUCCCUUUGCUGGUGAAGCCAACUGCCGAUCAAACUCUCUGCCCUGCAAGACGGGCGGCUUUUCCCCGUAAAGUUGACCUACUCCCUCGUUACUUAUCCUUGCUGGAUGAAUCUCCAUUUCACACAUCUACCCUUGCCUGAUGACCUACACUCACACUUAUACACCCACACUCAUUAUGAUAAUGAUUAUUAUUAUUAUUUCAAGUUAUUCAUGGUAAUAUUCUUAUUGUUAUUAUUAUUAACAUAAUAUGUGUUUAUCUAUCCAGCGCUUUCCCUCCUGUUAUUGUUAUUGUUGUUAUCAUUAUUAGAUUAGAUGACAUGACAAUGAUUAUUAUCAUUAUUAUUAUUAUUUAGUCUUGUUAUUUAUGUUAAAACAAAAUGUCUCCUCUUACAACUUGGGCACAGCCAAGCACUCAUACACAUCCACACGCACACACCUUAGGUUUCACACACGCGCUUAAGAUCAACCCACUUGCUCACUCUUUCAUCUGCUCAUUCAUUUACUUACAUAAUUUUCUUCUCUACGCCUACUUAUUUAUUUAUUUAUAUACUCAUCCCAAUUUCUCCUGUCUUCAUUUAUUGUCAAAAUUGUCUGUAAUUUCCGUUCUUAUCCUUUUAUUGAAUGAUUUAUCUCCUCUCCCCCUCCCAGUUACGGUUAAUGAAGUUUCAGGGAAUCGAAUCACCAGUGCCGAUGAUGAGGCAGCACCUCUGGCUGUGGGAGUUGUGGUAGUCUUGAGGGGAGUUACAGGGCAGGCUGAGGGCAAGGACUGGGUCCACUGGAUUAAAAAUACACUUAAAAAUACCUCACUGUCCCGACAGAGCCGGCUCACUCCUGAGGGUUUGGCGCCAUAGGUAUCUGCAGUGGGCCAGCACCCUCCCAAAGGUCUGGGAGCGGCCCUUAGCAGAUAACCAUAUAUAAUUGUGUGACUAGCAGGCCCAACCAGCCAGCCUCUGAUGCCCAGAGUUGCCAAUUUCAAUGUUGCUGUAACACUUAUUUAGUUUAGAUUAUCAUUGUUUUUAGUUAUUUACUCAGUCUUCCUUCUCUCUUCUGUCUUUUCUCUUUCAGUUAUAGAUACACACACACUCAUACACAUACGCACGUGCAUAACCAGUCGUAGCAAAGGUAACUGGCUUGCAUAUAUCAUCAUUAUCAUCAUCAUCAUCAAUAUCAUAAUAUCUAUUAUUUUCUUUUCUUAUUUGAUUUCUUUUUCAUUUGAUUUUAUUCAUAAUUCAUAUUUUGGGGGGGGGUUGAUGUUUUGUCAUGUUUCCUCCCUUUGAGUGUACACAUUAUGAUAUGUGUUGCUUGUAAACCUUUUCCCUCCGUCUGUAUUUUAUGUCUCUACCCCUGUCUGUGUUUAUGUACUGUCACUUUACACAAAAAAAAGAAAAACAACAACAAAAUAAAGGUUUUCAACAGAGAAUCUGAGGAAAAAGAAACUACUUCUACCGCUCAGAGGAAGGUGAGCAUGCUAAAAAGGAAAGCAACUGUCUCUGAGCCCAAACUGGAGGGAAUAUCAGUACUGACUUUCAAAGAUGCACAGAUGAAAAGGGACUCUGAGGAGCGACUCGGGUGUGGCUCUUUUUUCUUUUGGACUGGGAGCUUUCAUUAACCUUUAUCAACCGCAGGCUACGUCCAAUGUCAUGCUGGUCAGUGACAACACUGAAGUGCAGCUUGUGAGAUCUGUCACUGGCAAAUGUUAGCUUGUUCAAGUGUGAAAUGUUUUAGAUGAAGUUUUACUCUAGCUGUCUAAUUAUUAGCCAGCUUGAUGUUGAUGGAACAUUUUAGCACGACACAUUGUGUGUCUUCAAUCGGAAUACUUUCUAAUAAGGAACCCUUCAUAAAGGGCUUAUAAGUUGUAACCAAUGGCUUUAUUAACGGCUGAUAAAUAAUGUACUAAUGCUAAUCCAUUCAUAAAUUCUUAAGGCUUUCUCACUUUCUAAUUAGCCAACAAGUCUGCAGUUAUUAAUGAUAAUAAGUUGUUAAUAAAUAGAUUUUGGUCCAGAUUGUCUGCCAAACUAGUCAGAGGUAGUUCAAAACCUGACAACUCAAAAUUUGUUCUUAUUAAUGGCUCAUAACUGUUCUAUAUAAAAAAUGUGUAAAUUAUUUAUUAACCAUUAAUAAAGCCAUUAGUUAAAACAUAUAAAGCCUUUUAUCCCAGGUAUCAAAUAAGUAAUUGUUUGGAAGAUGAAAGAAAUAGAAAGCACUUGUGAAAAAAAUGUGGCAAUUUAAUGGCAGUCAAACAUUGGAGAAACACUUCACAGCUGUUACAAACAGAAGCAAAUGUGUCAUAUUAAUUUGGUUUUGUAAGUCUCAUGACAGCUCAGUCAGCAUGUUAAAAGUUUGUUACUAACAUAACUGCAUAUUGCUGACUGUUGCCAAUGUAAGUACUGUAUCUCAUGAGUAUGUGCUAAUGGCUACAGAAUGGAUGACACAUGCUGUACGGUUAGCACACUGUUUGAUGAAACAUGUUUGUCAUAAAUACAGUUUUUAAAAAGGAAUACUGGUUGCUCAUCAUGAGCACAGAUUCAACGUCUGUUAUUUUGCUAUUGCUACACUCAGUAGAACAGCGCAUUUCUGUUUGAUUUAGACUCUAAUUGCUGGAAAAUGCAGCGUAAAACACCAGUGACUGCUUUACACCCAAUGUCUCACCAAAAUAAAGACAAACAAGUAUCUUUCAGAUUGUCAAGAUAGGCCUACGGUGGGGCAGUUGAUCCCAGUGGAUGUAUUACUAUCUUUAUGGACUGGUUUUUAAAUAAUAUACAUCAGACAUUCA